UCAGAGAGACGUGGGUCGGCUGACACAUCUAGAAACUUGACACCAUAGAACUGGUCAGUGAGUCUUCGCAUUUCAUUCUCAACUCUCACAAAAGGAAGAGGGUCCCUUCGAUCUCCCGGAGAACCCAGAUCUACCAAAAGAGAGAUUCACCCGCCAAGGGAACCAGGACCAUGAGGAUUUUCUCGGUUUUGCUUUGGAUUCUUUUCCCAGGCUGCUGGGCGGUGACGGGCCCCGGGGCAGUGCGCGGCCCCCCGGAUGGGUCGGUGGCGGUGCGGUGCCGGUACCAGGCAGGCUAUGAGCAUUAUCCGAAGUUCUGGUGUCGGGCAGGAGGUUGGUUCUGUUCCGACGGUCACAUCGUUGAGACCGACGGGUCGGAGGUGGAGGUGACGUGGGGCAGAGUCUCCAUCCGAGACAAUCACACCCAGCGCGCGUUCACCGUGACCGUGGAGAACCUGACACUGGCAGACGCCGGCACGUACCACUGCGGGGCGGGGAAGAACUGGAAAGUUGAUCCCACGGCCACUGUGACACUGACCGUCUCCCCCAGGUAA
Molecule: messenger RNA, 551 nt
Organism: Mauremys mutica (yellowpond turtle)
Lineage: Eukaryota; Metazoa; Chordata; Testudines; Geoemydidae
Product: CMRF35-like molecule 3
Exons: 2
Coding region: 171-551 (126 amino acids)
Cellular component (GO): plasma membrane
Molecular function (GO): transmembrane signaling receptor activity
Source: RefSeq, a predicted model, not a curated record